This is a messenger RNA of Rotaria sp. Silwood2, 1236 nucleotides long. Lineage: Eukaryota; Metazoa; Rotifera; Eurotatoria; Philodinida; Philodinidae. The record is from the annotation of a GenBank genome assembly.
AUGGCUAAUAUUAGUACUAAUAAUAGUACUACUAUAAAUAAUAGUAGUAAUGAAACAAAUAUGAUUAUUUAUGUAUGUAUUCAUUUGGUAAUGCCAUGUGCCGUUGCUAUUGGAAUUAUUGGCAAUCUUUUAUCAAUCUUAGUAUUUGCACGCCGUGAAAUGAUUAAAUUUUGUGUGUCUAUAUUUACAAUUGUUCUUGCACUUAGUGAUAUUCUUUUGUUAAUCACUUCACUAUUUAACAUCAUAUUGCCUGAUUAUCUUGGUGGAUUACUGUCAGAUAAAUCAGCAUUCUGGUGCCAUUUUCAUGGUUAUUUUGAUCUAUUAUUUGCUGCAUUAAGUGGUUAUUCAGUUGUAUUUAUAUCUGUUGAACGUUGGUUUUCAGUAUGGAAACCAUUUGAUAAAGCAAAAUAUGUUACAUUUAAAACAACAAUCAUAACCGUUUUUAGUUAUACAUCAAUAUCAAUCAUUGCAUUUUCAUGGUUUCCAUUAACAUUAGAUUAUAGUUUUGGAAAGCCUGGAUCUGGCGAGCAAUGUCAUUUAAAACGACCUAUUGUAUAUAAAAUAUUUGGAACAUUCUCAGUUAUUUUUACUUAUAUUGCACCAUUUAUUUUUCUCGGUAUACUUAAUAUUCUUAUCGUUUAUCGUUUACAUAAUCGUCAUCAUACAUCUAUACAACGAUCAGUAGCCAUAUCAACUAAUUCAAAUACUGAUCCAACAUUAGCUUCGGCAUCAACUCGUAAACGACAACGUCAAAAAAAUACAGAUCGAAAUAUAACAUUUAUGUUAAUAGCUGUUGCUAUUGCAUUUAUGGUUAUGUCAUUCCCAUUCCAAAUCUAUUGGUUCUAUAUGCAAAUUUAUCAACCGAAAUCAGAAAAUAAAACUUUAUUUACACUAACGCAAACAUUUCGAUAUUUUAAUUGUUGUUGUAAUUUUUUUCUUUAUUCAGCUACAUCAUCAUUAUUUCGUCGAGAAUUACGUGAAAUAUUUCAAUGUUCAAUAUCAACAAGUAGUAAUUCAAAAGAAAUUACUCAUGUACAAUCAACUAUACAUAGUCGAACACGAACACCAACGUCACUCCCAAAUUAUUCAACUAAUAUUGAUAAUACAUCAGUAGAAAGAAAAAAACUUUUAAUAAUAUCAUCAUCAAAAAUAUCAACAAAACCUGUAGAAGAUCUCAAUCUUACAGUAGCAUCCCGUGAGCCAAUCAAUGGUCAUACUAUCGCGUGUAAAACAUAA